UACCAAUGCUGCAUGCGAAGGUGGAGUUUGGGAUAUCAGUUUCAUAGGUAAUCCCUAAUUUUAUAGUUUCUGGUAUGUUUCCUUCGUAGAAUUUUUAUAUUAAAUCUUCGUGCAAUACUUUUGCUUGGGACCUUGGUAUCGGUUUCCAUCACCACUUGUUAGCUCACCUGGGUUCCAGCGUGUUAAGACCCAGCUCGUUGCCAAUCUAUUGAUAUACGCAAUACAAUAGACAAAGCAAGGGAUAACCAAGUCAGACUUAUAUUUUGCUUUACGUAGCUAACGCGUGUAACCAGCUGUAUGGUUGCUGGUCACUCUGUCAGAACAGGGAGUAUGUGUAGAAUUCGGACCGGAGUUCUGUCUCGUCUCUUCAAGACAUUCGAUGGUUGCCGAAACUUAAGGUUUCUGUACUCACCGAGCUGUGGAAUGUGUGCCCCCCCGCUCGAAACAUCUCGAAAUCGACUGCUACUCUCACUGUGCUACUCGCCAUUUACUUAACUCGACCUCAGUAUGUAAGGCGGCAAAAUGGAUAUUACCUGGAAGUCCAUUGUCAUAUUCAUCCUAGCAUUCCUAGGGGCAAUAGUCGUCGCAGCGCUGAUCACUCGAUGGCUCGAUCUGCAUGGGAAGCUAGCUCGCCUAUGGACUAGGAACAGAAAACGCUCGAAACCUGGCUUGCCAGAUUCAAUUCGACAGGCGCUAAUACAGCUAGAGGGCGCAACUGAGAAGAGACAUGCUCGUAAUUCAUUGACAGAGCCGGAGGAUGCUGAAUGUCCAAUUUGCCUUGCGCACCUCUACUCUAACGACACUCGCCCAUCCACAUCAGCAACCGGCCACGAUACGGAUCUAGAGAUUGGAGACGGUAUAUCGAGAUCUGCCACGAUAAUCACAGUAGCUUCGGACGCAGCUGCAAAGAAAGAUCAGCCUACACAACCCAUCGAUGACGAAGUCUUGAAGAUGAAGAGGUGUAGACAUGUAUUCCACGCCAAGUGUCUAGCGACAUGGUUUCUGCGGAAAGAGUACAGGUGUCCGGUCUGCAGGGUUCCGUAUUACGAGGCGGAAGAGGAGACGAGGGAAGAAGACUAUCGUAUACCGGCUCUGCUACCUGCGGUAGUUUGGUAAUCAGUCUUAGUUGUAGUGGGAUAUCAUCACCCGUAACGCAUGAAGAGAAGGCAUAGGGUCAGGCACCUAUGCAGAAUAAAAUAGAGCGGUACAUUGGGUAUCGAAGAAGAAUGAGUUCCGUUGACAGAUAGGUACAUGACUAAUAAGCUGAGACCUAAUUGGGGCCAUGCUCAGUUAGGAAUAUACGAUGAUGACUACCUAUUGUUAUAGCAUUGUAUUCUUUGCGCGGUCAUGAUAAAUGUAGUUCAAC
Daldinia decipiens is the source of this 1366-nucleotide messenger RNA. RefSeq lists its product as uncharacterized. The coding region runs from base 523 to 1116 and encodes 197 amino acids. The record is from RefSeq and is a predicted model, not a curated record. Gene Ontology annotation, molecular function: ubiquitin protein ligase activity. Lineage: Eukaryota; Fungi; Ascomycota; Sordariomycetes; Xylariales; Hypoxylaceae. Gene Ontology annotation, biological process: protein ubiquitination. The transcript has 3 exons.